Molecule: messenger RNA, 6487 nt
Organism: Stegostoma tigrinum
Lineage: Eukaryota; Metazoa; Chordata; Chondrichthyes; Orectolobiformes; Stegostomatidae
Product: citron Rho-interacting kinase
Exons: 50
Coding region: 44-6340 (2098 amino acids)
Biological process (GO): peptidyl-threonine phosphorylation; mitotic cytokinesis; actomyosin structure organization
Cellular component (GO): cytoplasm; cytoskeleton
Molecular function (GO): protein serine/threonine kinase activity; ATP binding
Source: RefSeq, a predicted model, not a curated record
AGUUCGGUGCUGGGCAGUUCGGAGCCUCAUAAAACUGGGAGCAAUGUUGAAGUUUAAAUAUGGCGGCCGUUGCCUUAUGGACAUUGGACCAGGUGAACCAAUCACCAAUCGCUGUUCCAGAAUGAACUUAUUUUUUCAGGGAAAGACUUCAUUUCCAGGUCGAAUGCAUCAGCAAUCUUGCUGCUUAUUGACCAGAGAAGGACUUCUUGAUGCAAUUUUUGUCCUCUUUAAUGAGUGUAAUAACCCCGAACUGUUAAAGAUUAAACAUGUCGCCAACUUUGUGAAAAAGUACAGAGAUAUCCUGACUGAAAUGCGGGAGUUGCAACCUUGUGCUGAUGAUUUCGAAGUGCAAAGUGUGAUUGGUCGUGGUGUCUUUGCAGAAGUACAGGUUGUACGCGAGAAAGCCACCAACGAUGUUUAUGCGAUGAAAGUGAUGAAUAAGCAAGAGCUGGUGGGACAGGAUAACGUGGUGUUUUUUGAGGAGGAAUGCAGUAUCCUGUCACGCAGCACCAGUCCCUGGCUGCCAUUAUUACAGUACAUAUUUCAGGAUAAGGCUUAUAUCUAUCUGGUAAUGGAAUACCAACCAGGAGGGGAUCUGUUGGCACUUCUGAAUCGUUACGAUGAUCAGUUUGAUGAGAGUAUGGCUCAAUUCUAUCUGGCUGAGUUAGUUCUAGCCAUUCAUAGUGUUCACCAGAUGGGCUACAUUCAUAGAGAUAUCAAACCUGAGAAUAUCCUAAUUGAUCGAACAGGACAUAUUAAACUAGCAGAUUUUGGAUCAGCAGCCAAACUGACUGGAAAUAAAAUGGUUAGCUCAAAGUUACCAGUUGGUACACCAGAUUUCAUGGCUCCUGAAGUUCUGACUGUACUGAAUGGUGAUGGGUGUUCUUCAUAUGGUGUGGAAUGUGACUGGUGGUCUCUAGGUGUGAUUGCUUAUGAGAUGAUUUAUGGGAGGUCUCCAUUUGUUGAGGGAACAUCAGCCAAAACCAUCAGUAACAUUAGAAACUUUCAGAGAACUCUGAAAUUUCCAGAAGAGCCUAAAACUAGUGAGGAGUUUUCUGACCUAUUGCAAAGUCUGCUGUGUGGGGCAAAGGAACGUUUGAACUAUGAAGGACUCAUCUGCCAUCCGUUUUUUACAAACAUCAACUGGAACAAUAUCAGGGACAUUCCACCCCCUUUUGUACCCAAAUUGGAAACUGAUGAUGAUGUGUCCAAUUUUGACGAGCCGGAGAAAAUCUCGCGCCCAGCGAUCAAGGCACGGCCGCUGAAUAAGUCAGGUUUUACAGGAGAGGAUUUACCAUUUGUUGGAUUAUCCUUUAACAAGACAUUGGCUGCACUCUCCUGCUCAGAGUCAGUGACAUCGAUGAUGGACUCACCAGCGAAGACUAACUCUCUAGAAAAAAAGCUGCUGUUAAAGAACAAAGAACUGCAGGAAACACAGGAUACAUGUCAUAAGAUGGAUCAAGAAGUUACCCAUUUGCAACGUAAACUUUCUGAGCUGGAAACAGCACUUGAGCAAAAGCAUGUGGAACUUAAAGCAUCUGAAACCCAGAAGUCAAUCCUGGAACAAGACUUAGCCACAUAUAUAACAGAGUGUAGUAGCCUGAAGCGCAGUCUUGAGCAGGCACGUGUGGAGGUAUCUCAGGAGGAUGACAAAGCACUCCAACUCUUGCAGGACAUUCAGGAACAGAGUCGCAGACUGCAGGAGAUCAAAGAACAGGAGUUCCAUGCUCAAAUGGAGGAAAUGGAAGUAACUGUACGACAGCUGGAAGAGGAUCUUGCUGCUGCCCGUCGACGGGCUGACCUCUAUGAGUCUGAACUCCGGGAUACUCGAAUUACAGCAGAUGAGUAUAGGCGGAAAGCAGCUGAAUCCCAGCAGAAACUUCAGAAGACCAGAGACCAAGGAAAAGCUGAAGUUGGAGAGGUGUAUGCCAAAUUGGAAAAGAUGAAUGCAGAACAGCAAAAGAAAAUACAGGAGUUGCAGGAAAAACUCGCUAAGGCAGUGAAAGCAAGCUCUGAAGCUACAGAUCUUUUACAGAAUGUGCGUCAAGCUAAAGAACGUGCAGAGAGAGACCUUGAGAAACUACAGGGUCGUGAGAACUCCAGUGAGAGUAUCAGGAAGAAACUGGUGGAGUCUGAGGAACGCCGCAAGUCUCUGGAGAACCAAGUGAAGCGACUUGAAAUGGUAGAGCGGCGAGAAAACAAGCUAAAGGAAGAUUUGCAGACAAAAUCUCAGCAAAUCCAGCAAAUGGCUCAGAAAAUCCUGGAGUUAGAGGAGAGCUGGUGUGAGGCUCAGGCAACAGCUCAACGCAUGGAAACUAAUCUUCGACAGAAAGAACAGCUCUAUGAAGAUAAAAUGAAGGUCAUGGAAGCUCAGGUGAAGAUGGGCAUUGCCAAUAAGGAGUCCUUAGAAGAUUCUCGCCUCAGGCAUGAGGAGGACUCACGUAAAAAGUGCAAACUGAUAGAUGAUCAGAAAGCGACAAUCAAUGCCAUGGAUUCAAAGAUAAAGUCUUUGGAACAGAGGGUAGCAGAACUCUCAGAGGCAAAUAAACUUGCAGCAAACAGCAGCAUCUUUACCCAGAGAAGCAUGAAGGCACAGGAGGAGAUGAUUGCAGAGCUCAGGCAGCAGAAGUUUUAUUUGGAGGCUCAGGCAGGGAAGCUGGAUGCUCACAACCAGAAACUGGAGGAACAAAUGGAUAAGAUCAACCAGGAUGAACAAAGCAGCAAGAACAAAUUAUUAGAGCUUGAAACCAAGCUCAGGGAGGCCAGCUUGGAACAUGAGCAGCAGAAAUUGGAACUGAAAAAACAGGGGAAUGAAUUGCAAUUAGCCUUGCAGGAGAAGGAGGCUCAGAUUAGGAGUCUGCAAAGCACAAAAACUGCCCUGGAGAACCAAUUGCAAAUGGCCAAGGCUGAGCUGGAAGAGACGACUGCUGAGGCAGAGGAGGAGAUCCAAUCUCUGAGGGCACACCGUGAUGAAAUUCACAACAAGUUUGAAAGCCUUCGAGAAAGUUGCACGGUUAUUUCAGAUCUGGAGGAACAGUUAAAUCAAUUGAGCCAGGAAAAUGCUGAGCUGAACAACCAGAAUUACUACCUGACCAAGCAGCUGGAAGAGUUAUCUUGUGUUGGAGAUGAACGAACCCAGCUCCGGCUGGAAAUGGGCAGGAUGCGCCAGGAGCUAUCCGACCAAGAGCUCCAGCUCAGUAACCAAAAACAGACAAUCGAGACACUGAAGACAACCUGCUCAAUGCUGGAGGAGCAGGUGAUGGAUCUGGAGACGUUGAAUGAUGAGCUUCUUGAGAAAGAACGGCAGUGGGAAACCUGGAAAGCUGAAUUUGAAGAAGAAAAAACACAACUUGAGCGGCGCAUCCAAGAAAUGAAGAAACUACUGGAUAUUGAAAAGCAGAACAGAAUGCGUGCAGAUCAACGUGGCAAUGAGUCCCGGCAAGCCGUAGAAUUGGCCGUGAAGGAACAUAAGGCUGAGAUCCUAACCUUACAACAUUCCUUGAAAGAGCAGAAAUUGAAAGCAGAAAGCCUUUCUGAUACGCUGAGUGACCUGGAAAAAAAGCACACCAUGCUGGAGAUGAAUGCACGUGGCCUUCAGCAGAAACUAGAAACUGAGCGAGAGCUGAAACACAGACUGAUUGAGGAGCAAACUAAACUGCAGCAGCAGCUAGAUAUGCAUAAAACACACAUCUUCCGCUUGACGCAAGGACUGCAGGAAGCCCUGGAUCAGGCUGACCUGUUGAAAACUGAACAGAGUGAUUUGGAAUACCAGAUUGCAAACAUGCAGAUGGUAUUCUCCCAUGAUAGAGUGAAGCUGGAAGGUACUAUCACACAACAAUCUAAAUUGAUUGAUUUCCUACAAUCAAAGAUGGAUCCACCAAUUAAAAAGAAAAAGAGUUUGUUUGGGCGUCGGCGUGAAGACCCUUCUCUACCUGUCCAGAUUCCCAUGCAGUACAAUGACCUGAAAGUAGCCUUAGAUAAGGAAAGAUGUCGGAAUAUGGAGCUAGAAGAUGCGUUACAGAAAAUACGAGUCGAGCUGAAAUGUGUACGGGAGGAAGCUGCUCAUCUAAAAACAGUGGACCAUCAGCCACAAUCUACACCAGCCACAGCCAGGCACCAGAUCAUUAUGACUGCUAUUGUACAGUCCCCAGAACAUCAACCAAGUCCCAUCACCCUGCUGGCUCCUCCCUCUGGCCACAGAAAGGAGUCUUCCACCCCUGAAGACUUUGGUCGGCAGUUGAAGGAACGUAUGCACCACAAUAUUCCUCAUCGUUUCACAGUUGGCCUGAAUAUGAGGGCCACAAAGUGUGCUGUUUGCCUGGACACUGUACAUUUUGGUCGUCAAGCAGCAAAAUGUGCAGAAUGUCAAGUGAUGUGCCAUCCUAAAUGCUCGUCUUGCCUACCAGCAACAUGUGGGCUCCCCGCAGAAUAUGCUACACACUUCACGAAAGCAUUUUGCCGUGACAAAAUGAACUCCCCUGGUUUACAGCUAAAGGAUCCAGUAGCCAAUGUGCAUCUGGAAGGCUGGAUGAAGGUUCCCAGGAAUGGAAAGCGAGGGCAACAGGGUUGGGAGCGGAAGUAUAUUAUCCUGGAAGGAUCAAAAGUUCUUCUUUAUGAAAAUGAUACAAUAGAUGGGCAAAGACCAAUUGAUGAAUUUGAGCUAUGCCAGCCCGAUGGAGAUGUGACUGUUCAUGGAGCUGUUGGAGCCUCUGAGCUUGUAAACACUGCUAAAACAGAUGUGCCUUACAUACUAAAGUUGGAGUCUCAGCCCCACACAACCUGCUGGCCUGGUCAAACACUCUAUAUGCUUGCUCCAAGCUUCCCAGAUAAACAGCGUUGGGUCAAUGUAUUGGAAUCUGUUGUGGCUUGUGGGAGAAGAUCAUGUGAAAAAUCAGAGACAGCUGCUGCUGAAGUGUCCCGGAGAGAAGAUGAUCUUUCCCAGUUGAUGAAGAAGCUAUUGGGAAAUUCAUUACUGAAAUUGGAGGGAGAUGACCGUUUGGAUAUAAACUGCACUGUGCCACUCACUGAACAGAUUGUGCUGGUUGGUACAGAGGAAGGUCUGUAUUCGUUAAAUGUUGUGAAGAACUCCCUGGUUCACAUCCCUGGUGUGGGGUCAGUGUUCCAGCUUCAUAUCCUGAAGGAGCUUGAGCGACUCGUCAUGAUUGCAGGAGAUGAGCGAACCCUCUGUCUGGUGGAUGUUAAGAAGGUGAAACAGUCAUUAGCUCAAUCUCACCUGCCAGGCCAGCCUGAGCUUGUACCUACAGUCUUUGACAGCCUGAAAGGAUGCCACCUGUUCGCAGCAGGGAAAAUUGAGGCUGGACCAUGUAUCUGUGCAGCAAUGCCAAACAAAGUGUGCAUCUUACGUUACAAUGAUGGACUUGACAGCUUUGCCAUCCGCAAAGAAAUUGAAACAUCCGAGCCUUGCAGCUGUAUCCUAUUCACUGGGUACAGCAUCAUCAUUGGUACCAACAAGUUCUAUGAGAUAGAGAUGAAGCACUAUACACUGGAGGAAUUUCUGGAUAAGAAUGACAUGACUCUGGCCUCUGCUAUUUUUGCUGCUUCAUCCUACAGUUUCCCAAUUGCCAUUGCACAAGUGAAUGCUGCUGGCCAAAAGGAGGAGUUUCUGCUCUGCUUCCAUGAAUUUGGAGUCAUUGUUGAUUCAUAUGGAAGGCGUAGUCGUACUGAUGACCUAAAGUGGAGACGUUUGCCUCUGGCAUUUGCUUACAGAGAACCUUACCUGUUUGUAACUCACUUCAACUCGGUGGAGGUUAUUGAGAUUCAGGGUCGCAAUUCAGUCGGCGUUCCAAGUCGUGCUCAUUUGGACAUCCCGAACCCCAGAUAUCUCGGCCCUGCAAUUACACCGGGAGCCAUUUACAUGGCGUCAUCCUAUCAAAAUAAACAGCGAAUUAUCUGUUGUAAAGGAAACUUAGUGAAAGAAUCAAGCAACGAUCAACAGGGUGCAAUCAACAGCCGUAGGUCUCCUUCCCACAACAUGGACCCUGUUUCACCAACAGCAAACAUGACUAGCAGCCCUAAUAAGCGGGGUCUUCCGUCCUACAAUGAACACAUGUCAAAGAAACUGGCACCUGGCCCCAGAGAAGGUUCACCUCAGGAUUUGAACAGAUCUGUCAGGUACAGAGAAGGUAGACAGGAGGUGAGAAGAGACAAAUCACCACGAAGGGGCUUGGAGAGGGAGAAAUCUCCAGGCAGACCUUUGGACCCUAGUAGGGAGAGGUCGCCAGGAAGAAUGUUGGAUGAAAACAGAGGGACCAGUAUCCGGUUCCCUGCAGGAUCGUCAAGGGCCCCAGUUGCCAAGACCUGGGACCAGUCAGCUGUGUGAGUCCAGUGGUGUCUUACAGAUGAAGAGGUGUGUAUUGCGCAUGUGAAUUCCACUCUUUCAACAUUUGGGAGAAUGGCUUUCAGACUAUGGAGAUCUACAGGACUAACUAAAACUACGCACGUUUGUUUGCUUUAGUCACUAAGGGAA